AUGACUCUUCCGUCCUCUUUCUCAGCGGCAUUCCGGAGUCUGUCCCUGACAGCUUCAAAACGAGCCUUCUCUACAACACGACCAACGCAGAAACUCCCAAAGUUACCGGACUACAUCCCGCCUUAUCCGUAUAGCCCGAAUUACACGUACCGACAAUCGAACACAGGUCUCUACGGAGGAACAACAAUCCAAUUCGGAAACAAGAUCUCCCAGGGCCGGAACGAAGGGAAAACGCGGCGAUUCUGGAAACCCAACGUUCGACGAAAGAAGAUAUGGAGUGAUGCGCUGGAGGAUUUCCUUUUUAUCAAGGUUACAAGGAAGGCUUUACGAACCAUCCGGAAGGCAGGGGGGCUCGAUAAUUACCUGUUGGACGAUCGACCUGCGCGAAUCAAGGAGCUAGGAGUCUUUGGGUGGAAACUUCGAUGGCAAGUGAUGCAGACGGACAAGAUUCAAGAACAGUUCCGAAAGGAAAGAAAACGUUUAGGCCUGCCAGAACCACCGACCUUUGAAGAGUGGGUGAAGCAGAAGGAAGCCGAAAUCAAGACGCAAGUGGAGGAGCACACCAACAUUGCGGAACUCACGAAGCCGACCUACAACGAAAAGAAUUAUUAG
Molecule: messenger RNA, 612 nt
Organism: Aspergillus puulaauensis
Lineage: Eukaryota; Fungi; Ascomycota; Eurotiomycetes; Eurotiales; Aspergillaceae
Gene: MRPL24
Product: mitochondrial 54S ribosomal protein bL28m
Exons: 1
Coding region: 1-612 (203 amino acids)
Cellular component (GO): mitochondrial large ribosomal subunit
Molecular function (GO): structural constituent of ribosome
Source: RefSeq, a predicted model, not a curated record